AUGUCGUCUCUCCAGUCUGCAGAUUCGCGUGGCUCUCCCAUGGACACGAAUGCACUGAAGGCCGGCCACGGCGGCUCCAGGGUGUGGUCUGAUAUCCGAGCCGCCAUCAGGGCGUUUGGUCGAGACAGCCGCAGUGACUCUGAUGGAUCGACCGUUCAUGAAUGUGUGUCUGGAGGACACCGACUGCCGAAAGACAAGGGAAAGGGAGUCGAUGUUGGAUCAAAUGCUCCAACACCGCCGUCAACGCCGCGCAAGGGAAAGGCACUCACACCACGGGGCGUUGCCAAGAAGCUGGGAUUUGGCUCGGGCGUCGACUCGAGUACGACGAUAGUACUUCGCAGUUCUCCUUUAAAGACACGCACUUCGCUGCAGGCCCUUGGCGGCGUCCAGCGCCAUCGUUCGAGCGGGGGGCGAGGGAGCUCUGUGUCUACGGACAAGAGCAGCAAAAGAUCCACCGUGGAGAACGACUCGACUGCACAAACCUCUUUAGAGUCCCGUUUUUCGGAGUGUCCCUCGACCAGGAACGGAAGCAAGGGCGGGCAUAAUCGGAGACAUCCGUGGUCCAAGUCUAGUCCUGAGGGUGGCACCUUGCAGACCAUCGAUGAACGGGCGAGCGCUCAGAUCCAGCCAACCGUGCUGACUGUUGAAAAGGCUGCUGCUGCCAAGAUUUACCUCGAGGAGCAUUACAAUAGGCUUCUCAACAAGCCGAGUGCUCGCAGUCUGCGGCGCCAGUACCUCGAGUCUCAGCUCUACUACAGCCCGCACCUGACUGCUGACCAAAAGGACACCGUUCGGAGAGCCUUUUGUUAUCAAGAGUCGUGUCACAUUCGUGAGACUCGUGUUCUGAGAACACAGUCAAUCGCAUCCUUGCGGGGUGAAGGGCCAGUCCCUCACGUCGACAAGUACGAGUCUCUCAGAAUCUUAGGGAGGGGCAGCUUUGGCGUUGUCAAGCUGGUGCGUGAAAAAUGCGACUCGAACGAGCCUAUCGCAAAGGAAGUGUUUGCCAUGAAGGUGAUACGGAAGUCAGACAUGCUCCGCAGCAGUCAGGAAGGCCAUCUCCGUGCCGAAAGAGACUUUCUUGUGGCCUCAGAGGGCUCGCACUGGAUUGUUCCUUUGGUUGCCAGUUUCCAGGAUUUGAAGAGCCUCUAUCUUGUCAUGGAAUAUAUGCCCGGCGGCGACUUUCUCGGAUUGCUGAUCCGCGAGAACAUCCUUCACGAAUCAGUCGCUCGUUUUUAUAUUGCAGAAAUGAUUCUGGCCGUAGAGGAAGCGCAUCGAUUGAGGUUCAUACAUCGCGACAUCAAGCCGGACAACUUCUUGAUCUCAGCAUCGGGCCAUCUCAAGAUCUCCGACUUUGGCUUGGCCUUUGACGGGCACUGGUCUCACGAUGCCUCGUACUACAACUGCCAGCGGUACAAUCUGUUGCAGAGGCUCGGUAUCAGUGUCGAAGGCGAUACAGAAGACCAGAAGAAGUGCGAAAACAUAUCUACCCAGCUGCCGUGGCUUCAAUCCAUGAAAGAAGUGCUCCAGCGGCAUCAACGCGUUGACGAUGCUGACCAGGACGACCUGCCCAAUCUUCUUGGAUGGAGGAAUAAAUGUGGCAACCGAGCUUCUGCCAACUCGGUAGUCGGCACGAGCCAGUACAUGGCGCCAGAAUGGAGCAUUGGAAUUAUCCUGUACGAGUGUCUGUAUGGACACACGCCUUUCUUCGCCGAGGAUGGCAGGAAGCAGACCAAGACCAACAUCCUGGACCACAAAAGACUCUUCUCCUUUCCUCACAGGCCCAUGAUCAGCGACAAGUGCAAAGAUCUGAUAUUCCGCCUCAUACAAGAAAAGGAGCUCCGGCUGUGCUCCAGGCGAUACCUUUGGAAGGAUCGCGCGCCCACGGAGACGCAUCGACCAACUGAUCUGUUUGGCAGAUUUGUGUUCCCCGACGACGCCGAAGACAUCAAAGUCCACAAGUGGUUCAAGAACUUUCCCUGGGAACGCAUCCACACGAUUAGCCCGCCCUUUGUGCCGCACAUUACUAGCAGCGACGACACACACUAUUUUGACGAGUCGGAGCCCAUCGAGGACUUCUCAGACUCGUCACCGGUUGCUGUGGAGGUGACUGACGAGGACGUGAGAGACAUCCUCCGCGAUUUUCGGCCAUGCGUACAAGUGGCGGCGAUGGAUUUGUUAUCCGCGCCGUACGACUCGACCAGACUCCGCAGCGCAGAUCACAGGAUCGACUCUACUCAAAGCUUUACAUCCAACGAGAGGAAGGUUCUGAAGCACUUCAUCAGGGUGUACGGGCGGAAAGAGCGCAAGAGGCCGCGGGACAUUUUGCUCCGAGACGAGAAGACCAAGGACGCGGUGAUGGAGGUGCGCAGGAGGACGGCCUUUAUGGGCUACACGUGGCGGCGAAUGAGACCUACUAGCUACACGAUGCCGAAAUGGACGCAAUGA
Molecule: messenger RNA, 2445 nt
Organism: Purpureocillium takamizusanense
Lineage: Eukaryota; Fungi; Ascomycota; Sordariomycetes; Hypocreales; Ophiocordycipitaceae
Exons: 5
Coding region: 1-2445 (814 amino acids)
Biological process (GO): peptidyl-serine phosphorylation; intracellular signal transduction
Molecular function (GO): protein serine/threonine kinase activity; ATP binding
Source: RefSeq, a predicted model, not a curated record